Epinephelus moara (kelp grouper) is the source of this 4393-nucleotide messenger RNA. It is a transcript of the gene lrit1a, whose product is annotated as leucine-rich repeat, immunoglobulin-like and transmembrane domains 1a. Gene Ontology annotation, cellular component: endoplasmic reticulum membrane. The transcript has 4 exons. Gene Ontology annotation, molecular function: protein binding. The record is from RefSeq and is a predicted model, not a curated record. The coding region runs from base 1110 to 3065 and encodes 651 amino acids. NCBI's taxonomy places the organism in Eukaryota, Metazoa, Chordata, Actinopteri, Perciformes, Serranidae.
UUUGGUGCUCAUGGAUUACUAAAAGGGCCUACUGGACACAGGCCCAGGGGUCCAAAGUGUUACACUCCCCCCAGGCCUCUACCUGCAAGAUGUCACUUACAUUAAUAUGUACCAACAAGGAAGAGACUGAAAAUGACCACAAAGAGGCACAAAAAAGUCCACAAAGAGAUGCAAAAAAAAUGCAAAGAGACACAAAUUACUACAGAGAGAUACAAAACUUCUACAAGGGCACACAAAAUAACCACAGAGACAUAAAACCACAAGAAAGUGCAUGAUGACAAAGACAUACAAAACAACAACAAAAACAGAGGCAAACCCAAAACAAAGUCUGUGUGUCUUGGUUCUUUGUCAAAGAGGUGGUGGGGCCUUUUGCAUAUCUGUGCCCAGGGGCCCACUCUCUAAGAAGCCAUGCAUGUCUGUGACGAAAGACAUUGUGGUGAAAUGUUCCAGGCCCCAACAGCACGGUAGUUUUAUUUUCUCUUAUUCUGCAUGAUAAAAAGUGUUUGAAUAUUUCUGUUUAGUUUCAGUCAAAGUCUCUAUAACUGCUUUCUAACUGUGGGCAUAUUAGUUGUCUUGUGAUAAAAACAUUAAAAGUUUCCAAAUUAAAAAAAAAAGGCAGAUUAAGAAAAUGUUAUUUGAACAUCUGCUGAGUGCAAAGGCCCCAUGUUGGGAGCCACAGGCUAUGAUAUAGGGGCCACCUUGUGGUAAAACAUAGUGCUGUCCACUUACAGAUUAACAGUCACGGCAGGGCUCAAAUGAACAAGCUACAUUUGAGGCAAAGAAAAAAUCCAAACAUCACAGUGGAUUAUGACCAUUUCGGAAGUGUUUUUCUGUGAUAAUAAAUAGGGACGUCUCUGCGCAGCCUAUCGGAUUCCGGGAUGCAAUACGCAUCCAAAUGAAAAGAACGCCAGUCCUUUCGCUAAUCCUUGUCUAUCCUUUUUAUCUCGGGACUCAUAGCAGUCGGAUCACUAUGGGACAGCGAAGCGGUGGGACAAAGCCAUGCGGAUGAUAUUCCUGUAAAUGAAAGGAAAAAGCAAGUCUGUUUGACUUCAGUGGGCGCAAACUGGGCGCAUGUAGGCAAAGCUGCGUAUGCGUAAAAGUGGGCCAAAAUGUUCCUCGUCCUGCUCCUGGGGCUCUACGUGGCCACAGGUGAGCUCCUCUCCCCAGUGAGCUCCUGCCCGUCGCAGUGCAGCUGUUUUUACCACAACCUGAGUGAUGGAUCAAAGGCCAGAAGCGUGAUUUGCAACGAUCCCGAGAUAUCCCUCGUGCCUGUCGGGUUUCCUGUUGACACGUCCAAGCUGCGGAUUGAGAAGACUGCCAUCCAGCAGAUACCAAGCGAAGCCUUCAACUACCUCUCCAGUCUGGAAUUCCUGUGGAUGUCUUUCAACACGCUGUCCGCCUUGAGUCCGGACAGUUUCCGGGGACUGCUCAACCUGGAAGAGCUUCGUCUAGACGGGAAUGCCCUCACCGCCUUUCCCUGGGAAUGUCUCAUGGAUAUGCCCAGUCUCAGACUUCUCGAUUUGCACAACAACCAGCUCACCUCGCUGCCAGCGGAGGCCACCUCUUACAUCAAGAACCUCACCUACCUGGAUCUGUCCAGCAACAGUCUGCUGACGCUGCCGGAAGAGGUGCUGUCCACCUGGCUGGCGGCAAAACCUGUGCAAGGGCCAGAGAGCUCCAAAAUGAUACUUGGUCUCCACGACAACCCCUGGGUGUGUGACUGUCGGCUCUACGACCUGGUCCAGUUCCAGAAGUCCCCGACUCUUUCGGUGGCAUUCAUUGACACAAGGCUCAGGUGUUCAGCUCCAGAGAGUGUAUCAGGGGUCUUGUUCAGUGAUGCAGAGCUGCGGCGUUGUCAGCUCCCACGUAUCCACACAGCUGUGGCACGAGUCCGGAGUGCUGUUGGGAACAAUGUGCUGCUCCGCUGUGGGACCAUUGGAGUCCCCAUCCCAGACCUGUCGUGGCGCAAGGCGGAUGGGCGACUCCUUAAUGGAACAGUCCAGCAGGAAACCUCAAAGGAAGGAAUCACCUGGUCAGUCCUCAGUGUCCCAGCUGUGUCCUAUCGGGAUUCAGGGAAAUACAUCUGCAAGGCCACUAACUACGCAGGGAACGCUGAAGCUGUCAUUUCUCUCGUUGUCUCUAACUCGCCAAAACAAGAGGGGAACCAAACCAGCAACGACAAGAAAGCCAAAGUCAAGAAACCCAACCAGAUGGGCAAAGCUGCCUACCAGGAGAAACUGGUAGCUAGAUAUGUGGUCCCAACCUCCCCCCCUUCAUCCCUGCCUGCCCUGGAUCCAGGCCUUCCACCUGGUCUUGGUCCUGAUCCUGGACUAGCCAGUUACAGCCUGGUUGACAGAGCCACCCCUGGGCCUGCCACCUCCUCCAACCCAGAUGCACUGCUGGAUCUGGAGAAGACUAAUCUAAGCAACCUGGCGGCCAACACGUCGUCACUGCAGCAGGACCCGGACAGGGUGGUCCGCUCUGUAAAGGUGGUGGGGGAUACAGACAAUACAAUUUCUUUGAACUGGAGAGCCCCUAAGGCCAAGAACACAACAGCAUUUAGUGUGCUGUAUGCUGUGUUUGGAGAGAGGGACAUGAGGAAGAUCAAUGUUGGGGCGGGACAGAACCGUGUCACCAUCGAGGGGCUGGUGCCCAGGACCAAGUAUAUUGCCUGUGUGUGUGUGAGGGGGCUGAUCCCCAAGAAAGAGCAGUGUGUCAUAUUUUCCACCGAUGAAGCAGCCAGUGCCACUGGGACCCAGCGGCUAAUUAACGUGAUUGUGAUCACAGUGGCCUGUAUCAUCGCAGUCCCACUCACUGUCAUCGUGUGCUGUGGGGCUCUGAAGAGACGCAUUCAGAAGUACUGGGGAAAGAAAUCCAAGGACAUCCAAGAUUCAUAUGUGACCUUUGAGACACUGUCGCCUGGCACAAAGGCCAAAGGGCUCGAGGGCGAGUAUUUGAACAGGCUGAACCCAGAGGAGUCCAAUAGGCUGCUGUCAGCCCGCUCCAGCCUGGACUCUGAGGCCACAGCUAAGAUAGAGGGACAGCCUAACGAGUACUUCUGCUGACGUCAUGCUCCAGCUCCGGCUCCUGCUCCACGCCAUCUUCCCCGCGCUCACCCGCAUCCACGUCCCAGUCCGACCCCUAAUACCCAUUCACAUCCUCAUCACCACCCCCAUCCCCACGUCCACCCACAUCCAUAUCCCCAUCACUACCCGUAUUCUCACCCUCAGCAACAUCCUGACGUCAGUCCCCCUCCCACGUGCUUCCGAACGCCCACACCAUGGGAUUCCCCCCCACCUGUCCCUCCUCGCUGGAUCACGCCACCAACUCCACCGCCACAGAGAUCCAACUUCUAUCAAAGGACUUUUGCACGCUGCACUAUAAUGGAAAUAUCAGUUUAGAGGAAUAUUUGACAUUAAUUAACUUGUUUAUUUUUCCAGAUAUUUGUGGAAUAUUUCAUGUUUCUUACAGAUAGAGUGAAGCUCACUGGACUGUCAUACACGUGUCCAUGCGCUGAUUGUAUGGCAACAUUCAAACACACUCACACUCUCAUGUCCAAAAGAAUGUUUUUAUCACAAAGCCUGUAAGAGAAAACAUGUCAAAAGCUGAAAGAGCACAACAAUAACAAUUGAAAAUUAUAUUUCAUCUCACUUGCACUGCCCAGCGAAGAAACCUCUGCAACGUGAUCUGACUUAAAGGGAACUCAACGGUCGACACUCCAUUGUUUAUAUCAUAUAUGUAUGUGUAUGAUUUGUAUAUACUUUAAUGGAUGAUGUACACUUACAUAUACAGUUAAGUCUGUGCCUCUGUAUAUAUCUGUCAUAUGUUCUCAGAGAAGAUAUACACAUAGGCAUGGUUCAACACUCUGGUGUAUGGAGAAAAGCUGGAGCUGGAGAGAAGUACAGAAAGGACUGAACUAUGACACAAUGUAAAUAGAGUGGAAAUGAUGCAAAAUGAAAUGUUAAACAAUUUUUAUUCCCAGCGAUGAGACACAUACUGAAAUAUCUUUAUGUUCCUGUUUCGUGCCACCUAGAGGCAUCAUUACCCCGUUAAAUGUAGAUCUAUUCAUUCUAAUGAUAUUAUUUGAAUAUAGUUGAAUAAACUUUUAUACAUAUCCAGGUAGCGGUACUGUGUGUUCUUAUAUCUCCAUUUCCCUCUCACCAUGUUGAUCAGUUGACAAAGGGGGUUUCAGAAAUGAUUUGAAAAGGGUGACAUGGAUUUCUUUAUUUUAUUAAUGUGGCUGGUUUGAUGGUUGAUCAAACUUAUUUACAGGAAUGAGGUCUGAAUCAGCCAACACUUGACCAUUCGUGUCUGUCUCAGGUGGUCUAACACUCUGUGAUAAGUCACUCCUCAUAAAAGGUUUGCAAGUUGUAAUGGAUUUAUACAUGUUAUA